Messenger RNA from Diaporthe amygdali, 1734 nucleotides. RefSeq lists its product as uncharacterized. The coding region runs from base 1 to 1734 and encodes 577 amino acids. NCBI's taxonomy places the organism in Eukaryota, Fungi, Ascomycota, Sordariomycetes, Diaporthales, Diaporthaceae. The record is from RefSeq and is a predicted model, not a curated record. The transcript is spliced from 7 exons.
AUGAGUUUCGCAAGGAGACAAAACGGCGAUGUGACGGGACGAAGCCAGUUUGUGGCCUAUGCGCUUCUGCUGGAGUGGAUUGCAACUAUCCCGAGAAACCCACCGAACCAGAAGGCCAGGCAGGGUAACGCAGCGACCGAAGCCCUUGUCCAACGUGCCAACGAAGCCGAGAGCCAAUUGAAAGCCCAGCAGUCGGAUGUCCCAGAGCAAUCUUCUUCUUUAUUGGGUAGGACUCCGUCGUCGCAUGGGCUAGUAUCAGAAGCGAGAGAAGGCUUGUCAAACUCGCCACAAGGUGGUCAUACAUCCGAAACUAUUCACAGUGAACAGGAUGGAUUUAACCAGCCAGGUGGUGAUACACCAGAUCCUCUGACUUCUCCCCAGCUUGCCACGCCUAGGAACGAUCUGCUGUUCACUGCCGGAGUUUCAAACCCACACCUGCAAACUGCGGUACAGCCAUUACCCGUCGUUAGUCCGCUGCAAUUUCAAAGUGGCCCGAGCUUGAACUACGGUUUCCAAAAUUCACCCCCAGUCGAGGAAGGGGCUCACAUCACCAUUCCUGCUGGCCACCACACCACUACGUCAAGCUUACUAUCACUGCAGCCCAUCAGGAGACUGGUGGGCUACUAUCCUCAGUCUCUGUUCUAUGACCUGGAAACAUCCAAAGCCUUCCCCGACGAUAACAUGCUGUCUCAAGAUAUAUCCCUGCUACUCUCCGAGCUGGACUUGGAUCAGGAGACCACAGCUCGUCUAAUUUCAAAUUUCUUUUCCUUUAUCCAUACCAAGUUUCCAAUAGUCGAUCCGGCGUCUUUUCCCGAAGUUUUCGACAAGGCUAUUGAAGACAUUGCCAGGUCUGUUUAUCAGCCGUCUCUGGCAGUGUGUCUACUGGUCUUGGCUUUGGGAGCCCUGGGAUCAACAGAAGACGUUUUCAGCCCCGAAAACGAGGGAGACCCGAGCUCGCCGUAUUUUGCUGUUGCCUACCGCAUUCUGAUGAUCAAAUGGGCUGGCUCACCAACGACCAGUAGCUACGAUGUCAAGAAGAGCGACAUUGACAGCUUGUCGGAGUUUCACCUGCCAAGGAGCGGAAUUGAGAUAGCUAUAGACCGCAUGUACUUUCCGCGUUUGGGAGGACACAGCAAUCGCGAUGCAUUGAUGUUCUUGGCGCUCUGUUCAAUCCGUCGGCUGCUCAACCGCAUACACAACGCCGUCUACACCUUAGGGAACAAGGAUGCUCUGAGUCCUCCGGAAUCAUCGAGCCCUCUAGCUUCAUCCUCUGAUGCCCAACAACAAGCUUUCUUGGUCCUUAUGUCACUGGAAGGCAUUUUCAAUGAGUUAGAAAGGCAGCUGGAUGCGUGGUAUGGCUCACUGCCCGAGGUCAUCAAACCGGAUCUUUCCAAUCCUGUGCCUUCUGACACCCAAGACGCUUGGUUGAGACUUCGAUAUUGCCUGCCCCCACCCGAAUUCGUCUACAGAUACUCCCAGAUGUGCAUUGACAGUUCCCACAACUACAUCCGUACAGGCAUACAUACGCUGGACAAACGGACCUACUAUUCGUGGAUGACUUUCCAAGCUCUACGGCACUUGGUACCGGAUAUUAACGACUUACUGCGUGUCACGGUUGACGCUAUCAAACCCUGGGCUGCUCCCGAUUCGAGCGCGGAGGUUGUCUUUUUGAUACUGCGGACUUUGUAUCACAAGAUGAGGUUUCGUUCUCCGUCGCCCGAGCCACAGCUCUAG